GUGCCAUAUUGUAUUGAAUUUCAAUGUUUUGUAUGUCAUGUGUUUGCGAGUGUGGUGAAGCAGAGAGGGUCACGAGAUGCAGUGCCGUUCGCGUAAUUUAAUUAAAGUUUAACGAGAAUAAUAUGCUGCGAUGGCUGUGCGGUGGCAAAAAGAGUGGAUCCCUCUCGUCUCGCAGCAGAUGAGAGUACGCAACCUGACUCAAAUUUUGGCCUACAACCUGCACGCGGAGCCCAGUCCUGAGAGAGCUAUUUUUUUCUACACCCUUCAUUUGACGAGUAAAAGCGCACCCUUUUACACGAGCGACCAGUCGACAGGGCCGAACCCCAGGUGGAUUGAAAUCGACUUCAAGGGCAAGGCAGGGCUCUCCAGCACCAGUUUCGUCAUCCGUAUCUGGCAGGUCGGCUCGCCAAAUAGGCUCGUCACAACAUGGGGUGUUUGUCUCUCCGGCCUGCAGCUGGCACCUCUGGACCAAGAUUUGAGCAAGGUUUCCAGCUCCAGGAACCUAGUUUUCUUCAUACACGGCUUCCGGUUUGUUCCUCCCUCGAAGGAGCAGGUGCUAAUGCGGCUAGCGUCCGCGGCGGUCGGCACAAACGAUGCGAAAUUGUCCUAUCCCGUAAACCAGUUACGAAGGCUGAAGACUUAUCAGAUGCAGCAAAUGAGGGCGUCGACGACGUGUGAGAGUCUGCGGCAGGAGAUCCAGAGGAUCGGCCCGUUUCCUCCGUCUGCGUGUCCGAUGGUGGCUGCUGGCAAUAAACACCAAUAUCAGAAGGUCGAGCAACUGUGUGAGAGUGUGAGGAUGAGACUGAAACUGCUGAAGGAGGAGAAGGCGAGACGGGAAGUCAAAAUCCAAGAACUGAGGAAAACUGCUGACAGCCUUGCUGCUGCUACAGAAUUACGAAGUGCUCUUUUAGAUAAAAAGUACGAGUCUCUUCAGGAGAGCACAGCAUUGAAAGACUCGAAAACAUUGCUACUGCAAACCAAGGAGGCGACGACUCUCACCUGGUCUCAGCUGAUGAAGCGGAGACAGGAGCUGAUAUCACAACUGAAGUACAUUUACCCCAUUUCAAUCGAUCCAGAAGGACUUGCUAAAAUUUGUGGAGUGAAGCUUCUUCGGUCUGACGAACUGAACAAUCAAGACGAAGCGUCUUCUUCGGUGGCUCUCGGCUUUGCUGCUCACGCGACUGUGAUGGUCGCCAAAUUCUUGGACGUGCCUCUCCGAUAUCCUAUCCAGCCUGCAGGCUCUCGUGCCAAAAUCUGGGACGUGGUCGCCUCCAAACUGCCUGACUCUGAAAGAGACUCCUUGUUCAGAUUUCCUCUCUUCCUGAAAGGACGGGAUUCGAUCCAAUUUUACUACGCAGUUUACCUGCUCAACAAAAACAUCGCCCAGUUGAAAUUCUACACCGGCUUUACAAUUAGAGACUUGAGAACCACCCUACACAAUCUUCGCGAACUGCUCUACAUGAAGCCAGCAAUACCAUCUUACAUGAAGAACUCGCACUCCUCCUCCAGUAUUGAGACCGUGAUUUCGGGGCCAAGUCAAAAUAGCACGACUGCUGAAGAAGAGCGGCCGCCGCCUGUCACGAAAUCGCGCCUGGCUGUCGAGGAACCUGUCAAGAGUGCAAGCUCUCUUGACAGUGUCGACGCUUGCUUCUUGGAGCCGCCAUCUGUUAAACCAGUAGAAAAGGAGCCGGCAGUGAGUGGCUCAUUAGACAAAGGCCUUGACUACAUAAAAGAAGCGACGAAGAGUACCGUAGUUAGCCUGCAGUACAAAUCGGCCAACAACUCGGACCCAAACCUGAGAGAAAAGCGCAGCCCGCAGGUAGUGAGUAGCACCGAAAUUCCAAGUGAUUCCGCGCCGGUCAAACUGAGAACUCAGAGUGAAUGCGUCGACCCCAACGGCGAUGUUCCUAAAGAGAAUCUUCCGACCUACAACUCGUUAGACAAUCUGUUCGUCAGCGUGGCCAGCCGAACAGAAGCCCUUGCCAGCAAGUCCGGCAGUUUCAACCUGGUUAAGUCGAGACCAAUUGACAAGUCUUGAUAUGUUGUUAUCAUUCUGUUUACUGCCUGUGAUCACUGUUAAUUUGUGAUUUAAUUUGUACCGUGAAACAAGCAAUUUUAGGUAAUGGAAUUAAUAAUACACACGCGUGUGAACGUGGAUCAUUAUAUGUGGUCUAUUUAUUAGCUACUCUAAUGAGACAGCGUAUUAUCAGUACCUAAUAAAGAAUGUACCGUCUGAACUUACA
Molecule: messenger RNA, 2243 nt
Organism: Cloeon dipterum
Lineage: Eukaryota; Metazoa; Arthropoda; Insecta; Ephemeroptera; Baetidae
Gene: Uvrag
Product: UV-resistance associated gene
Exons: 9
Coding region: 131-2038 (635 amino acids)
Biological process (GO): SNARE complex assembly
Cellular component (GO): endosome; lytic vacuole
Molecular function (GO): SNARE binding
Source: RefSeq, a predicted model, not a curated record